Podarcis lilfordi (Lilford's wall lizard) is the source of this 7034-nucleotide messenger RNA. NCBI's taxonomy places the organism in Eukaryota, Metazoa, Chordata, Lepidosauria, Squamata, Lacertidae. The record is from the annotation of a GenBank genome assembly.
GAGGGGCCGGGCGCAAAACAGCUGAGAGAGGGAGGAACAGGGCUGGCUGCUCAACCUCUCGUCUCGCGAGAAUUUAAGGACGGGAUAGAGCGGCUCGCGGGUGGCGAAGAGCCGGAGAGUAGGGACGGGAUGGAGUAGGGGCAGGUACGUCGUCGGCGUCCGUUGUUUCUCUUGCUCUUCCGCUUGUUAGAUUGGCAGGUGGAGCUGUGCGCGCGUGCCUCGGGUUGUGUGGGAGAAAAGCUUCUGAAAGACUCACGAGAAAGCGGGGGGGGGGGGGGCUGGGUGAAGGUUGCCAACUGACCCCCAUACCAGCCUGUGCCUGUGCCUGUGCCUGUCAGGCGACAGCUUACGAAGGCGCAAUAAUAAUAAUAAUAAUUAAAACCAGCAGCGGGCGAAGCUCUUCUCCUCGUGGAAGUGAGCACGGUGCCCUUCCUUCUGUUUAAAAGAGGCCGGCUGGGAAGUUGGCAGCCCUUCCCUUCUCGGAACCAUGGCCUGCGCUUGUUUAACGGGGACGUGCUUCUCUGCAUGUCGUGGGAUUGCGGCAUCCUCACGUGUAGGGAAGGGAAGCAGGGAGGGAAGCAAGCAAGCAGCGCGUGGGUGUUUUGAGAGGGGCGGCGAAUCCUGGGUCUUGAAUUUCUUCUUGGACAGUUCUAUGGGUGGGGGAGUAGGAGCCAACUCCUAAGGGCUGAGGUCCCUUCGGUUCUCCCCCCCCCCAUAAAAUAUUUGAGGGGACCGCACUCCCCACCCCAAAGUUGAUAGGCAUUGCCAUUUGAAUUGCCACAUCUUGUGAUUGGUUAUGUGGUGCUUCCCUGUCCCCCCACCCGAUAUUUUAUUCAAGUUGGCACCCCUGGGUGAGUGGGUGGGUGCUUGCCUGAACCCGCAAGAGUUGGUCCUGUUACUGUGUACGGUCACUUAAGCAACUCAUCAGGCAUAAACUUGAACAAAAUGAAGAAAAAUAAAUCCUGUUUUGAAAUGGGGGCGGGCAGGAGAUGUAUGUCUACUAGGUAAAUCUGGAGAGCAGGUGGAAUGGAUUGUACAAGGAAUCUUCAUCAUUUAUUUAUACACCACCCGAAUCAGAUGUCUGUCUUAUCCAACCUACGAAACGGUAUGGCCAACAACAUCUAGUGAUUUUGUGUUUGCGGGGGAAGAUGUUUCUGACAUGCAUAGGUGGAAAUGCAGACUGAUAGUAGAAGAUAAUUUUGAACAGGAGGAAGAGGCACUGAGUAGAGUGUUGGCAAAUCAGCUUUCUCAGAAUCAAAACGGGUACCAAGAUGUUCCUUUCUUCAAGUAAUAUUCCAUUAUGCUUUCUGGAGUGAUGGUGGUUUGUAACUGCCAAUGCCUGGCAGAGCGACGCUAGCUGAAGAGGAGGGGGGAAAGCAAAGAGAAAGGGUAUGGAGUUUAGUGGUACUGUAGAGAUGUGUGAAAUGGUGUAAGGCAGAAAGGGAGAAAUUAUAGCAUGCAUCGAUGGCGCUGAGCAUGACAGAGUGCAGAACUUCUGGGACUUUUGCUCUCUCAUUUUAGACAAAAUGGCUAACAAUCAGAGAUGUGUAUUCAUCGUCUAAGUUUUAAAAAAGUCGGUUUCUAUACCAAGGUAUUGCAGCUUGUCAAUACUGUUUGGAUCAGAACCCUUUUCCUGCUGACAUUGCUAUACAUUAUAUUUAUUAUGUAAAAGGCAUCCCAGAGGCAGAGGGUGAUGAUAAUAUUAUUCAAACUUCUUAAGAUGCAUAUUGAAAGCACAGAAAUUUUUAUAUAAAAAAAGCUAAAUUGGCCUUUAAGAAGUACUAAGCAUUAUGCAUUUGUAUUAAUUACUGUAAUGCAGGCUGCAGGGGGCUGUAGCUAGUGCAGAAUGCACCUGCUAGGCUGGUAAGUGGGGCAGCUCAAUGGGACCAUGUGUCACCUGUCCUGAAAGCUCUGCACUGGUCAAAUUCAAGAUGUUAGUACUAGCAUCUAAGGCUCCUAAUGGCUUGGAAUCCAAGUAUCUAAAAGAGCACCAUACUCAUUAUCAGUAAUCUUGUAUUCUAUGAUCUGCAAGUGAUGCCUCCUCCACUGGGUAUCAGUUGUGAUAGGGCCUUUUCAGUGUUGGUUCCUUUUCAUCAUAGCAAGAUGCUUCUUUCUCCCUCAUUACUCUGACUUUCAGGGGGGUAAUUAAAAACAUUUCAGUUUGUCCAGGUAUUUGAUGGCAAGACACUAUUCUGGCAACCUUUAGAUCACUGGUUGAGAAUGCUUUUAACUUUUAAAUGUUUUUAAACCAUUUUUAGUUUUUUUAAAGUUUUUUUUAUUAUUGCUGUGUCAGCUGCCUGGACUAUUUCUGGAGGAACAGAAUACAAAUUGAAUAAAUGAAUAAAAUAAAUUUCACUUUUCUGUUAUCUAGCCCUUUUUAAUGAUUGCUUGUGUUAAUCCACAUAUUAUUAACAGAAAUCUACAUGGGUGGGAUUUACACACAUAAUUUACACUAAAGAUCAUUUGAAAAAUUGGAUUUUCGUGUGUCACUAGUACCAGCAGCUGAGUGUGUACCAGGAACAGAUAAUUUUUCAGUGUUUGCACUUCUGCUAUGGUACUCCCUCCCCAAUGAGAUCCAAUAGGUCCCCAAAUGAAGCAUUUAAAAUUAUGUCUGAAAAGUUUUAUUUUCCCACUAGGACUUCUCGUCUAUGGAGUUUGCUGGUUUUAAUUAUAGUAACUUGAAGAAUUAUAUUGCAAUUCGGUAUUUUGUUACAAACUACUUUGCAGCCCUUUGGUUAAAGAAGAAAAACAGAGUAUAAGUAAAAUGACAGCUGCAUGAAAUGCAGUGUUAGCCAUUUGGACUUCUUAGGCCUGAUAAUUGAUUUGGAUUAUUAAUAAUAUAUUUAAAGAACCCAUGCUUUUGAGGGGUCUGUAUGCUGAUCUUCUAGAUAUAUCUUGGAAUUCCAGAAUCCCAUUGUCAUUGCUGUAUUGUAGAAUCUUUUACCUUGCAUUUUUUUUUAAAGCCUGAUAUGCAGAAGUUUCAGUGCCUUCACUUGGUAAUGGUGGGGGUCUGUAUUUUUAUUUUUUUAUAUUGAUAUACUACAUUAGUGGGUUGCUAUUCAUAACAAUUGACUGAUGAUUAAAACACAACAAACUCCCAGUGUGUAUGAGCAUUUGUCUUGCUGAGCAUAGUUCUGAAUAUAUUUUUAUUUUAAAAAUUGUGUUGUGUGUGCAGAAUGGAGAUGGACUGCAAUCCCAUGGACCUAUCCAAUAACACAGGGGUUGAAGACAAUUCUGAAUUCAAGGAUUUUGAAGGAACAGACGUGAAGGACAUGAGAUUAGAAGCGGAAGCUGUUGUGAAUGAUGUGUUGUUUGCUGUGAGCAACAUGUUUGUCUCUAAAAGCCUCCCAUGCGCAGAAGAUGUGGCGUACAUCAACGUGGAAACUAGGGAAAGGAACAGAUAUUGCCUAGAGCUCACAGAAGCGGGACUUAGGGUAAUUCUUCCUUUUGUGAAGAUUAGUAAUAAAAGAAAUGUUAGCCAAAGGCUAUUUAGUAAUCUACUUUAUCACAAAAGCAGCCCUCUUCAAUUUUUAUUUUUUGUACCGAGUGUUUCAGAAUGUUUAUAUUUAUAUAGAAGAUGCUAACAAACCUACUAUAACAACAACAACAACAAUUAAUUACUUGCCCAUCUAACUGGGUUUCCCAAGCUACUCUGGGCAUCUUCCAACAGAAUCUAAAGAACACACAGUGUGUGUGUUUCUCUAAUUAAGAGAAAAGAUGUUUGGAGUUACCAGUUUUGACCCUCCAAUCUUCUGCAAUAGGGUUUCUAUACAGUUUCUUUUUUAAACUUUGCAGGGAUCCUGACUGGCAGAAAUGCAUCAGAUAAGGUGUUCCAUGUCACUUGGUUCAUGGUAGGAAGGCCCUAAAUCUUGAAUUUCUGAUUACUAGGCAGCUUUUUUGUCCCAGAUGCCUUUUCACUAAAAGGUGCUAUCUAUAGUUUCCUAAAUAAAACUUCCAUUUUCUUUUCAUGAUUAAUGUAUUGAAAGAUUCUGCGUUUAAUCCUUUACUUCAUCUUUUAAUUAUGGAUAACAGUCUUUCAACAUAUAAUUAUACUGGAAGGGAAAAUAUUAGCAGGUGCAACUUGUGAUGUCAUGGUUCUGCAAGGAGUAUGGGCAUCUGCAUCUGCCAGAAUACUUUUAAAUGUACAUGAACUUCUAUGUUGAAAGCUAGCCAUCCAUGAAUUAAAGCAAGGGUGGUGAACUUGUGGCCCUGCAGAUGUUGGUCUUCCAACACCAUCAGGCCCUGACAACAUAGCCAAUGACUGUACUCCAGCAGCAUCUAGAGGACCACAGGAGGUAACCAUCCUUGAUUAAAGAAAUGAAGUCUUCCUUCUCUGGUGAUCCACAGCUUUAAACCAUUGCAAACAAACUGCAUAAUGAUCACCCGUGAAAGAAAACACAUAUUUUCCAUACAUAUCCACCACUGUAGACAGUUUUUUCUCCAUGAAGGUUUUUAUUAGGAAUGCAACUGAAGUCUUGUCUGUGCCUGUUUGUGUACAGUAAGUAUUAACUGUGAACUGCACAAAUUGAACUUGCAAUCAUAAUACAAGUCUUUUUUCCAACUAAUCGCUCUGUAGUACUAUAAUCAUAUACAAUUAGUGUGCAUCUCAACUGUCAUGGUUACUCUAGCAGAAAUAACACAUAUGGAGUUCUUGUUUCCUUUUUGACUCAGUUUUCCCCCAAUAUUAAUAUCAAAAUAGGACUGGGAGAUGUCAGCUUUUCAACAUCACAAUGUAUCACCAGCCAAAUAUCAUGAUUAGGUGAUACAUUGCGAUGUUGAAAUGGAGGAAGGAACAAGCUGUAAGGCGCUGGGGUGAAAACACUGCCACUCCUGCCAAGGGAUGUGAGGCGGUUUCACCCCAUGGGCCAGGACCAAGAUAGCUUGUUCCUCCCACCAAGCGCUGGGAGUUCCUCCGCCCCCAGUACCCAGUGGAGGGAUUCAGGAGUGGUGGUAGGUUUACUUGUGAUAUUUCUGGGAAAAGCCACCAUCAUGCUCUUGCCCUCAUACUGGUCCUGGGCGAUGUAUCAAUAUUACUACACCAGUUUUACUAGACAAGUUUUACUCGAUAACUUUCAGGUAUAAUGUAUUCAGUACCAUUUGUAAAUAGUUCUUGGGAUUGUAAGAUCUUGAUAAACUUUACAAGCCCCAUAAAAGGGUGACUCACUAGAACAGUUUUUCGCAUAACAGCUGGUUUGGUUUCUUUAUCAACCUUUUUGUUUGUUUGUGUGCACUUGGUCACUUAAAUUUUCUCUUUUUGCAGGUGGUUGGCUAUGCUUUUGACCAGGUGGAUGACAGCGUACAAAAUCCCUAUCACGAGACUGUCUACUCUCUGUUGGACUCUGUUAGCCCAGCGUAUCGAGAAGCAUUUGGAAAUGCUUUGCUACAAAGACUAGAGGCUUUGAAAAGUGAUGGGCAGUCGUGAUUGAAUUUGCAAUCGAAGUGGGCUUCAACAAAAAUUGCUGCUGGAUCUAAAUAGUUUGUUCUGAGGCCUGAUGGCAGAGAGGAAAAAAUUAUUAACCUGAACUCUUUGCUUCAAAAAUCCCUUGUUCCAUGACUUGCAGUGACACCAACUUGUAAACUAUGUCCUUGAUACUGUUGUUCGGAGUUAGUUACCCAAUUUAUUUUUAAGGUAACAAAGUCACAUAUAGAGUUACUGUUCUUUAUUAAACUUUCCUUUAGAUAGUUACAAUGUAACACAGUAUAGUUUUGGUCUCUGAUAUUUAACUUUAAAAUUCUUCUAACAACUUUUGUAUUUGUUCAGUAGUGUGCUUCACAAGUAACUUGGUUUUAAGAAAACCAAAUAUUUAUAGCUAAUUUAAUGAAAUGGAUUUUGCUUCAUUGAAAAGUUUUGUAUUUAGCUCAACUUCUUGUAUGUGGAUUUAGACAUUUUCUAGCUCAUUCAUUAGAGUGGUAAGACGAAACAUUAAAUAAAACAUCUCUUAGGAUAUGAUCCACUAAAAAGUUAGGCCAGUACUUUUCAGUAACCGAACAACAGUGUGCAGUAUUUGGUGUAGUCUUGAGGGUAGCAAGCAGCAGUGCUAAACAAUAGAUACAUUGUUGGCAUAAUGAAUGUAUUCAUCAGCUGAAAUACAAAUGGGAUAAGCACAGUAAUGAAAAAAUAAAAAGUCACAUUCUGCAUAAAGCCCAAUCCUGCAUUGCUUUUGUUAAACUAUUAAUACUGUGUAAAGAGAACUAUUUGCAUUGCUUUGAAUGUUUACAUAAUGUACAGUAUAUCUAAAAGUAUUUUUGAAUCUUUAUUUACUAUAUUACAUGAGUAUUUCUGCAAAGCCCCAACUAUGCUGUAACUUACCAUGGUUCAUUGUAUUGAUUCAAAACCAAAGAAGGAAAUUGGUAUUUGAAUUGGGAGAAUAAUAGGUGGUCUUAAGUACAAUACUAGUUACCUUCCAGUGCUGUAAUCUCAGUAUAUUUUCUUGGGAUAAAGGUGGUUUUUAAAAAAACAACCACUCACAAAGCUAUAGUAAUUGUGCAUUGUGAUAGAUAAUACUAACAGAUGUUUUAAUUCUCAAAGUGAGUGAAUUUACACAAUCGUCAGCUCCCUGAUGGAUGUAAAUUUAUAUUUUGCAAACCUGAAUCAACAUGAGUGAUGCUGUUUAACCUUGCUGAGAACCUGAUCUAGGAACUGAAGGAGUUCCAGCUUUAGUUGAAGCAUUUAUUACAGCUUUGUCUUAUUUCAGCUAAUUAUAGGAUAACUAAGAAUCUUUAGUAAAACCUGUUACGAAACAUUGACUGUUUCUUACUGUUUUAAACGCUGAAAUGUCUUGCUUUAUCCAUAUAUAGAAAAUUAGACUAAAAUGUGCAUUUCAUUUUCUAAGAAAACUGGGUGCAUGUGCACUUACAAUCUGGAUUUAUAGCAUGGAAGUUAAGAAAACGAGGAAAAUACAUGAAGAAAAUGUGUUCUGUCCAUUUUAACUGUACUUCCUUGAAUAAGGCAGCCGUGUUUAUUUUAGCAGUUAUACGCUUGAAAUAAAAGAAGCAAAGUGGUCUGCAUAAUGAGUUUGCUUUUUAAAAUACAG